Messenger RNA from Lachancea sp. 'fantastica', 1347 nucleotides. The record is from the annotation of a GenBank genome assembly. NCBI's taxonomy places the organism in Eukaryota, Fungi, Ascomycota, Saccharomycetes, Saccharomycetales, Saccharomycetaceae.
AUGGUUGGCGAAAAGAUCAAUAAGAUACGGAACGAAGAGUUCAAGAUAUGGAAGAAAGCAGUACCUUCCCUUUACCAGCACAUCUCGACCUUCAAACCUCCAUAUACCACACUUUUUGAAAGCGUGGAAAAAUUUCCAAAGGCUGUAGCUUUUACGCAUAAGAUAGCUCCAAACAAGGAAGCUGGUACUAUGAUAGCAUCGUUGUUGUGCUCUCAAGGUGGUGAUAUUUACGAGGUUGAAUUUCAACUGCCCUUGGGAUUAUACACAUCGGACGACGAUUUGAAGGACCCAAAAUAUGGUACUGCCUUCGCUGCUAUCGCCAGUAUUGGCAAGAUGGAACCCAAGUGGACAUACCAGGGCCAAACGGUAACCAAGAUUGAGUAUGUUGGGGGCUCUUAUGCGGAUGCAGUUGUGAUGACCUCCAAUGGGUCGUUGGCGUGGUUCAAGGAGGAUUGUAAGGUGCCUGUCUUCGUUAUGGAGGAGCUGGUUGGCGUUUCAACCAGCUUUUCACAGAUUCACAACCAAGAGCAAUCCCGCAGUGUGAAAACCGACUUUGCGGUUUCUGAAGAUGUCGAAACUUUAGUCAAGUCGCAACCAAGCAUGGCCUCAGGUCAGGAACAAGAUCGUAGUUUACUCAAGGUUGUUGACAACGCACAAAACCCGGGCCAGCUUGUUCGGGCUAUCCCCAUUUCAAGCACUUCUUUCACCCAGGUCAUACGAUUUCUCGACAAUCACCUUUUUUGCACUUGUUCCGAUGAUAGCACUGUCAGAUUUUACGAUUUAAGAGGAAAUGGGGAGCCACUCUGGUCGAUGGCUGAUCCUCACGAUGGAAAGCUUCUUUCUUUGGAUGUUUCUCCAAUGAUAGAGAGUCUUUUCAUGACUGGAUCCGAGACCGGUGUCUUGAAGCUGUGGGAUUUGAGAACUAUAAUCGCGUGCUUGGAAAAUAAAGAGGAACCUGUGGAAAUAGCAAAGCUUUUCCACUCUGCCGCAGAUCCUGUGGUUGACGUAAAAUUCGGGAUCUCUUCCCCAACGGAAAUCCUCUCUGUCGGUGGCUCUGGUAAUGUUUACCACUGGGAUUUGGAGCCUUUGUUCUCGCAGGAAGCUGCAGAAGCUGAGGAUCUUGCCGAUGCAGAAGAGUUGCAGCAACAAUGUCUGAAAUUUAUUCACACAGGAGGUGGAAGGAGACAGACGGAGUUUUACAACCAGCGCGAAACUGUUGCCUGGCACCCACUCAUCAGCGGUCUUGUGGGGUGCGUUGACCCUGAUGGCCUUUUGACCGUAUACAAAGGUUUCUAUGGAAAAGAGGAUAACUCGGGCGCUGCUAGUGAAAAUGAAGCUGACGUCUAA